Molecule: messenger RNA, 1190 nt
Organism: Mizuhopecten yessoensis (Yesso scallop)
Lineage: Eukaryota; Metazoa; Mollusca; Bivalvia; Pectinida; Pectinidae
Product: probable G-protein coupled receptor B0563.6
Exons: 1
Coding region: 9-1181 (390 amino acids)
Biological process (GO): G protein-coupled receptor signaling pathway
Cellular component (GO): membrane
Molecular function (GO): G protein-coupled receptor activity
Source: RefSeq, a predicted model, not a curated record
ACUUACCAAUGUACGAGUUAGUAAGCAUACCUAUGUCAAACAGAAGCAUGUUCGUUCAUACCUAUGAAGUGCCCUUAAUGGACUACCACGCGUAUAGGGUUAACAAGACCCUUCUCCUAUACAUACCACCGAUAUUGCUCCUCAUAGGCACCGUGGGGAACCUAUUUUCGUUUUUCGUGCUCCGUCAGUCUAUGACCCGUGUGUCCACAUAUUUUUAUUUGGCUGUGUUGUCCCUCACUGACCUGUUGGUUCUCUACAUAGGUCUGCUGAGGCGCUGGACGGGCGAGCUGACUGGGGUGGAUGUCAAGGACCAAGCGGCUUGGCUUUGUAAGCUGACUGUGACCGUUACUUACCUGUUUAGUGACUUUUCGGUGUGGCUAAUUGUUGCGGUCACGGUGGAACGUUACAUCGCCGUGUGUCAUCCCCUACAGGCGUCUGUCUUGUGUAGCGUUCAAAAAGCCCGGACGGUCAGUGUCGUCAUGUUCCUUACCAUUGUCGCCAUAAAUGUCCACUUCAUGUGGACGGUGGACUUGUCCAUCACCAAGACCAACGGCUCGGACAUCGCCACAUGCGUGGCGAACGAGCGCUACAUGUACCUACUGGACGAAGUCUGGCCCUGGGUGGACGCAGCCAUUUACUCGUUCGUUCCAUGUUUCAUACUAGCGAUCCUGAACUUUCUUAUCAUCAGACAGGUGCUACUUGCACGACGGUUUCGGUGUCAGUUACAAAACUGUAAAUCUGGAAGGAAUAACCAAUUACAGAAAAGGUUACCAACAGAGGGAAGUAUUAAAUUGACACUGAUGCUACUAGCUGUAUCGUUCACAUUUAUGAUAACGACUUUACCAAACAAUGUAUCUCUAAUAGUGACCGUUCUCAUGGAUAGCCAGUUGACCACAUUAGAACAGAUUGCUAGAUUUGCUCUCGCUAAAACUAUCACAGAACUUCUCAUGUAUACGAACCAUUCCAUGAAUUUCUUUCUAUAUUGUGCUACAGGGAAGAAAUUCCGAAGAAACAUCGAAAAACUUCUUUGUAAAGUGAAAGAGUACCGCCGAUCUUUUGACCACAACAGUAGUCCCAACAGUAUGCUAUUGUCUCGGGUGAGUUUCAGCGGUAACCAACGAAUGAACCUCCUCAAUUCUAACACGCACGUGGUAGGUAGUCGCAAGGCGACGGAACUGUGAUCCCGUAAA